AUGUAUACAGUCUGCAUUCGCCUUCCGGAACCAGGCAUAUUCCUCGUUGAUGUUGAGGAUGUUUUCCUUGAUCCAAACACGGAUCUCCGCGUCGGUCACAUUCGCCGGGGAAACACCCAGCUCAUCAGCGAGGGUCUGACGCACUUCACGCUCAGAGGGCGUAGGGAGAGGGGCGUCGAUAGCGGCAACAACAGUGCCAACUCGCCCUUCAGCUUGGGCACGGUGUCUGUGAUUUUCUCCAUGUCGAAUGAAGACAGGGAGCGCCGAGGUCAGGUCGACGGCGUAGUGUUGAGUGAGGUCGACGGUGCUUUUUUGUGCGAGUCGACUGAGGGCAGCGUCGAGGUCAGGUCGACGCGCAGGAUACAGCAGGAUAGCGACUCCGGCUGCAGAAGAGGCUUCUCAGGCUUCUGGGCAGGGCUGAACCCUUGUCCUCUCAAUGCAUGCUGUGUCGUUUGGGGCGAGUGUGGUAUCACACCUGAGUUCUGCACAGAAACCGAACCUACCACUGGCAAUCCAGACGUUUACAGUAUUGAUACUUCAAAAUAUACCUAUGUUGUCUAUGUAUUUGGUCUGAUUGGUUCGGACUAUUCAAUCAGCAUCAACAAUUCACAGUCGGAUAUAGUUAACGAUUUCUUGGCCCUUGAUGAUGUCAAGAGGAUUGUCUUAUUUGGAGGCUGGGACUUUUCUACUAGCACAGAAACGUAUAUGAUCUUCCGUGAAGGUGUUAUAUCCGCAAAUCGCGAUACACUGGCCCAGAAUGUUGCUGAUUUUGUCUCUAUGAAUGGCAUCGACGGCGUCGACUUUGACUGGGAGUAUUCAGGAGAGCCUGAUAUUGAUAGUAUUCCCGCCGGUAGUGAUGAUGAUGGUACUAAUUAUGUGGCAUUUCUGAAAGCUCUUCGCUCGCUUAUUAGCGAUAAUAUCACUAUCUUAAUUGCUAUGCCGGCCUUAUUCUGGUACCUUCAGGCUUUCUCAGUUUCAGAUCUUAAUGAUAUUGUGGACUUUUUCAUCUUUAUGACUUAUGAUCUACACGAUGACCACCGCCAACUGUACUGGCCCCGACUGUACCUACACUGGACCGGAUUCGGGUGCUACUCCGGAAGAUGCACUCAAACUGCGGGGUAUAUUGCUAACGCGGAGAUUGAUGAGAUCAUUUCGAUUAAGUCCAACGUUCAAAUCCUCUUCGAUGAUGAUAGUGACUUGGAUAUUAUCGUCUACAACGACACACAGUGGGUCGGUUACUUGACAACCACUACAAAGAGCACCCGAACCACCUACUACAAGGGUCUCAAUAUGGGUGGUACAACAGAGUGGGCAAUUGAUCUCGAGCAAUUUGUUGACGAUCCUGAUGGUCUCGUGCUUCUCGAGUUGAGUGCUAAUCUUACUAACGCCGAGCAAUGUGUUUUUCCGGACCAAAGUACAACAACUUCUGAAGAGGCAAGCUCGGAAAGAAAAGUGGCGAUUUAUAUCGAUUCCUUACGUCAUUUGAAAACGAACACUCGGGAUCUGCUGCUUGUUGGGACCGAGAACUCUUUGGCGAUGAAACUACGCGAUGUUCUUCUUUGA
Molecule: messenger RNA, 1563 nt
Organism: Penicillium subrubescens
Lineage: Eukaryota; Fungi; Ascomycota; Eurotiomycetes; Eurotiales; Aspergillaceae
Exons: 6
Coding region: 1-1563 (520 amino acids)
Biological process (GO): carbohydrate metabolic process
Molecular function (GO): hydrolase activity, hydrolyzing O-glycosyl compounds; chitin binding
Source: RefSeq, a predicted model, not a curated record